AUGGACUUUGGAUAUUCGCCUAGCCGGGAGUGUGGUACCAUGCACUUUCCCUCGCCCACGCACCCUCACAGCUACCGGCUCGACAGCACCCACUUCUCCCACCUCCAGGAACUCCGCCGCUCCCUCUCGCGCUCACCCUCCAAGCAGUCGCGCUUCCAGCUCCGCAACUCGGACACGCCCCGCUCGCCCAUUUCCCCGCUCGCUAUUGCGCGCGCCUUCUCUCCCAAGGGCGCCCACAAGCCCACGAGUCCCACCGCCACCUUCCCAGAGUCCCCGCUCGCCCAGGCAGUUCCAGCCAAGAAGAAGUUCUCCCUGCGCCGCUCAGGGCCGCUGCGCUCGUCUCCGCGCACCCGCAACAGCAAAUCCAAGAGCCCGCGACGCCGCGCCUUGGCCGAGACCACCGACAUUGGUAACGCGACGCCGUUUAUGACGUGGCCGACGAUUGGCCAGGAAAACACUCCCUCGCGACGAUCCAGCCCAGAGUCGCCCGGCACCAUGGACAUGGACAAGCGACUGGAAGUCGACGACAAACCCAUCAAGUUUGAGUUUGCCCGCCGCGCCGAGCUAUCACCUGUACCCCCCGCCAAAUCGAGCCCACUAAAGCGCAAUGAUGGACUCAUGAACGUCAGCGGAUCCCCCGGAUCCAGUCCCAUGGCAAAGCGCCGCAGUCUUCACGGGGUCCCGAGUCUUGGAAACGACUUUGAGAGCAUCUUUGAUCCCCCCGCACCCCGCGCUUCGCCAGAUGACGCAUCCCGCCAGCGCAACGACGCCAGCAACGAAUUCUGCUUCAAUAGCUCGCCCAUCUCGGGCGCGCAAUCGCCUGUUCGCCGAACAACAUCACUGCGCCGGUCGACCUUAUCACAGCGCUCCAACACCCCGCGUAAGCCGAGCUAUGACGGGGAGUUUGCCUUCCCCGGCCCGGCCGCUUCCAAGACGCGCACUCGCACAUCGCUUGACGGAUCAACAAACAAUGCAGCAGCGACAUCCGCCCUGCCCGCGCAGACACCAUUCCGAAAAUCCACUUUUGACGCCGGCCGCAUGGGCUUGCCCCAGCCUCUUCCUCGAGCGGGAGCUGGAAUGCAGACACAUCCUCUAUCGCAUGCGCACACUCCGCGCGCUGCUUCAUCGAGUCUCAGCGGUACGCCAAUGGCCCCUCCCCGAGCUCCAGCCGUGCAGUGGAACACGUCUGCAUUUCCCCCACAUCCCAUGUCAAGCAACCCGCAUUUCUCUCGUUCGCUCCCACUCGGUAUAGGCCGGCCCUAUGAGACCGAGUGCGAGCAGUCGGCGCACGAGUCGUUUGACACCCCCUUCAAGGCUGCGCAGCCGGCACCCGUCGCAUUUUCCACCGGCCUUCUCUCCAAGAAGAACCGCAAUGCCGACGAGCCAGCGGCAGGCGGCAUCUACGUGAUGCCCGAUACGCCUUCAAAGCGCCAGUCGUUCCCCCCAGCUGCGGCAGACCGGACAGUCAAUCUAGACACACCUCUGGUAAAGCGAUCGGGUAGCCUGUUCGGCAACGAUGCGCGACCACAACCCCAGUUUGGCACACCUAGCACACCAUUCAGUGCAAAUGUGUCCAAGUUCUCCACAGAGUCGUUUGGUAAGCGACCAAGCAUCUUCGGCGACAUUGGCAACACCAUGCAGCGCCGCGGCAGCUUUGUCAGUAUUGACGAUGGCGACAACGACGAUGACACUCAACCGGACAGCCAGUCGCCGACCGCGAACCGCAUGGGCGACAGUCAGUCCAGUGUGGACGAUAUGCCACCAACACCCACCAAGCCUAGCGGCAACUCCAGCCGCCGCUCAAAGGAAAGCAGCCUGCGCCGCAAGACGUUCCGUUCGCGUCCUUCUAUUGACUCGAACACGUUUGCGGUUCCUGACAACGAUGGCCGACCAACGACUGCUGGAAGUCUUUUUGGCGCCCCAUCACCAUCGACACCUGCGAAUGAUCCGUAUGCACCUCUUGAUGCAAGCAGGCUGUCAAUCUCCGGUAACCGUCGCGGGUCGUUUCCUUUUAACGCCAGCUUUGGCAACUUUGCACCCGCGACCCCAACAACACCUCGUGAUUCUGGCUUCUUCGGCAGCGUGUCAGGUGCAAUUCCCAUUGGCCUGACGAAGAACGAUGUCGAUGAGUCCAUCAGUGAGCGAUUCCACGAAAUCAGGCCUCUCGAUGGCGGAGAAGGCGAGUUCUCAACUGUAUACCGUGUCAGUCAUCCAGUCAAGCCUUCGCCCCAGAGGUCGCCUGCCGGCAGCAACGUCUGGGUAGUCAAGAAGUCCAAGAAGCCCUACAUGGGUGCAGGCGACCGCCAAAAGAAGAUGCGCGAAGUGGAAAUUCUCUAUGCUCUCCGCGGCAACGAACACGUGCUGUCCAUCAACACCCACUGGGAGUUUGACCAGCAUCUCUACAUUCAGACCGAGUACUGCGAGGGCGGUAAUCUGAGGAAAUACCUGGAUACCGUUGGCUUUAAUAGCCGUCUCGAUGACUUCCGCAUCUGGAAGAUCCUGCUUGAGCUUUUGAUGGGCCUCAAAGCCAUUCAUGAAGCAGGAUACAUUCACCUCGAUCUCAAGCCCGCCAACGUUCUCAUUGACUUUGAAGGCGGGCUGAAGAUUGCAGACUUUGGCUUGGCGAGCCAGUGGCCAGCUCCUGCUGGUAUCGAUGGCGAGGGUGACCGCCACUACCUCGCCCCCGAGCAACUCUCUGGUCGCUUCGACAAGCCUGCCGACAUCUUUGCCUUGGGCAUGAUGCUCGCCGAAAUCGCCGGUAACUGCGUCAUCCCCGAGAACGGCGAUUACUGGCAGAAGCUCCGCUCUGGCGAAUUCGAAAACGUGCUCCCAAGCUUGACCUGGAGCGCCGACAGCAGCACCCUCAGCCGAGAUUCUCACGGCGACCCAGUCUCCGAGCCACAGAGGCCUUCUAUGGACGGCUUCCUUAUGUCUGACGCGGAUGAGGACUCAAUGGCCCCCAUUCAAGUCAAGGCAGCAUCGAACCCUGAGGAAGACCUUGCACGCGCACCAUCCUUUAUGGUCCAGCGCAACGACCCCAACUCCAUGGACCACGUUGUGUAUGCAAUGCUGAACCGCGACCCUGAUCAACGACCAACCGCAGACCAAGUGCUUCAGUGCUAUGGCUGCCAGUGGGUUGAUUCUCGGCGUCGCUCGGGUGCCACCAUCUACGAGGGCAAUUUUGGCCCGAGCGACGAGGUUCUUGCUACAUACAGCGACGAACACUAUGGCGAUGCCGACAUGAUGGACAUGAGUUAAUUAUCUGCGCUUGAUUGUUUGUCAUUGUUCCGCAUCGUCACCCUCAUCAUCAUCGUCUUGGUUACAGCAUGGAUCUGCAGCCAUCUCGCCAUACAGGUGUACCUUGAUGAUUUUUCUGCUGCUGUACUACGCACUGCGGUCCGGAGUUUGGACAUGGUAAAAAAAAAGGCAAAUGGGCGAUUCCUAUUGCUUUUUUCACAGUUUCCGCUUGGAG
Molecule: messenger RNA, 3472 nt
Organism: Exserohilum turcica Et28A
Lineage: Eukaryota; Fungi; Ascomycota; Dothideomycetes; Pleosporales; Pleosporaceae
Exons: 3
Coding region: 1-3258 (1085 amino acids)
Biological process (GO): protein phosphorylation
Molecular function (GO): ATP binding; protein kinase activity
Source: RefSeq, a predicted model, not a curated record